GUUUCACAAGAGCAGAGAGCAGAGAGCAGAGAGCAGAGAGCAGAGAGCAGAGCGCAGGCUUGUGCUGUGUUCUUGAAACAUGAUGGCCAUGGACAACUAUUUUCUAUUCCCACCCCGGACCUGUGAUUGUGAUUGGGAUCCGCACACCUCUGGAUCUGCAGAUGAUCUCCGUCGACAACUCAUGCCUUCGGUAGUACUGGAGUCUCCGGCGUCGUCGUCGCAGGCCUCGACCGGCUACUUGCAAGAUGCCGUGGCCGAGUGGAGCCUCCGGAGCAAGCGGCGACGCCUGACUUCGCCGUGUCCGCAGGAUAUUCUCCAGGGGUUUUGUUUUGGAGAUCUCUUGCUCGACCAGAACUGCAUGCCAUCUGAUCAACCAGGUGCUUCUUCCUCCUACGAGAAGUCACUGCAAUUCUCCAGAGAGCUGCAGCGAAAGGAUAGCUCGGAUUCGAAUUCUAAACCAAAACCAGUACUCACUGCGGAAGUUAGCGAGAGAAGGGCAUGUGGGAAUAAGCAGAGCGUCGCGUACCCGUUUGCGGUGGUGAAGCCGGGUGGACUGGAGGGAGACGUGACGCUGGCCGACAUCAACGAGCGAAUUUUCAUGAGGCCGAAGCGCCCGGUCCGGCACCCGGUGGGGGAGUUUGCGGGUGGACCGUGCGUGGUCUCGCCGGCGGGACCGGGGCUCUCUGGCAAAGCGGUGGUCAGCCUGACCAGGAUUCAAACGCGAGGAAGGGGAACGAUAACGAUCAUAAGGACCAAAGGGUGACAUUUAAUUCGUGGGGGAAUUGUGUAACAGCAAAAAGGGGAAAAAGGUUAAUUGUGGAUUUAUAUAUAAAAACAGAGUUGUACAUUGAUCUUGUUUCCUAUGUAUAUUUCUCAAUACGCAGAAUUACACAUGAGCCGGCUCUGGAGCUUUGGAGCUUGCUUAAAAAAUAUACA
Zingiber officinale is the source of this 936-nucleotide messenger RNA. RefSeq names its product protein XRI1-like. The transcript has 5 exons. Gene Ontology annotation, biological process: male meiotic nuclear division; female meiotic nuclear division. Bases 80 to 763 code for a protein of 227 amino acids. Lineage: Eukaryota; Viridiplantae; Streptophyta; Magnoliopsida; Zingiberales; Zingiberaceae. The record is from RefSeq and is a predicted model, not a curated record.